Messenger RNA from Bathycoccus prasinos, 948 nucleotides. RefSeq lists its product with no specific name. The transcript has a single exon. The record is from RefSeq and is a predicted model, not a curated record. Gene Ontology annotation, molecular function: O-acetyltransferase activity. Gene Ontology annotation, cellular component: Golgi apparatus. NCBI's taxonomy places the organism in Eukaryota, Viridiplantae, Chlorophyta, Mamiellophyceae, Mamiellales, Bathycoccaceae. The coding region runs from base 1 to 948 and encodes 315 amino acids.
AUGUCGCCACUAUUGCACAUUCAAUUGCUUCUUUUACUCAAUUGUACAUUUGUAUCGUUCGUUGGUGCGGAGCAGCUGGGUAGCACAAGUGCUUUUUCCCAUAAGUCGCCUUGUUUCUUGAGGAAUUCUACUUUUUCAAGAGACAUCGUUGAAGGAGAGUGGAAAGUUUUGCCAGCUGAUACUAAUGUACCAAAGUGCUUGAAAACUGAAGGUACGGAACGUUCCUGCACAAAGAAAAAGAAUAAAUCUAUUACGGCUCCACGUAUCUAUGAACCUUUCCGAUGUUUGCUGCCAGAUUUUGACGCUCAUAAAUUUUUACACGAUGCCCUCAGAGGUCGGCCUCUCUAUUUUGUUGGUGAUUCAGUCAUCAUGCAACAAAAAACUCGACUAGAGUGUGAACUUAACGGACAUAAUGGAAAAAAAUAUGAGAUAAAAAGUAUUAGAAUAUCGCAUUUAGAACACUUCCGGAGAAAUAUAGGGCGUCUUCGGAGAAUCCCUGAUGGUGCUAUUAUACUGAUCAAUGUUGGUCUACACUAUAAUCAGCCAAAAAAAUACAUUGAAUUUUUAAAUGAAUUUGAAAAGUUUUGUCUGAGAAAAACGUGCACAAAUGGUACCCUGAUCUGGCAAGAAUCAUCUGCUCAGCAUUUUCCUGGCUCCAACAAUGGUCUCUUUGUCAGGAGAGGUAAAUGUUCUCGCGGUUGCUCUCAGUUAAAUCGGAGAAAGCUUAUCAGUGUUGACUUCAGAAACAAAAUGGCAAACGAACUUAUGCUCAGAAAUAAUAUACAAAUACUUCCUGUGUGGGAGUUAACACAGGCUGCACAUAGUAUGCAUGUUCAGUAUAACUCAAAGUCUGGCAUAUGCGAUUGCACGCACUUUUGCAACUUGCCUUACGGGGUUUUUCGAGCUUAUAAUCGCAUUUUGCAGGCGUUUCUGUUGGAUAUUUUGUGA